AUGUCCCAAGAUACUUACAAUCUGGUGCAGUCCCGCUACGGCGACAUCGCCAAGCAAAGUACUGCCCCCAAGCGCGGCAAAGAAGACGAUAUCGCCAAAGCAUUCGGCUACAGUGCCGAAGACCUCAGUACCUUGCCCGAGAAGACUAACCUCGGCCUUAGCUGUGGGACUCCCGUGGCCUUCGCUAAUGUCAAAGAGGGCGAGACGGUCCUGGACCUCGGCAGCGGCAGCGGCAUCGACGUCCUCCCAACCGCCUGGAAGGUAGGCCUCAAGGGGCAGGCGAUCGGGGUGGACAUGACGAAAAAGAACAUUCAAAAGGCAGAACUGUCCAACGCCAGAAUCAUCGAAGCGAACAUCACCGCCAUCCCGCUGCCCGACGCCAGCGUGGACUGCAUCAUCAGCAACUGCGUCAUUAUCCUAGUCCCGGCGGCCGACAAAACGGCCGUCUUCACGGAGAUGGCCCGCCUUCUGAAGCCCCGGGACAGAGUUGGCAGUCAGCGAUAUUUUUGCGAGAAAGCCGCUUCCCGACCACAUUACCGGAGACAUAGCGUUGUAUUGUCUCUCGCUAUACCAGAGGCCGAAGAUAGCUCCGACAUCCGCCGCAAAUACCGUCCCUUCAUUCUUGAGGAAGGAGCCGCGGAAGACUGGGUCAACAGGCUCGAGUUGACCACCGCCAUGGAUAUGGCGGCGCAGCAACUGGCCAAGUCUAACAACCGGCUGAAAAUCCUCGUCUUGUACGGCAGUCUCCGUCGGCGAUCCUAUUCCCGCCUGGUGGCCUUAGAAGCCAGCCGAAUCCUCUUCCGUCUCGGCUGUGACGUCCGCGUGUUCGACCCCGAGGGGCUGCCGGUGAAGAAUGAUACCGAACACACCCAUCCCAAGGUGCAGGAACUGCGGGAGCUCAGCAAGUGGAGCGAUGGACAUGUUUGGGUGUCUCCCGAACAACAUGGCAACCUUACCGCCGUCUUCAAAAACCAGAUCGACUGGAUCCCACUCAGCACGGGCAGCGUGCGCCCCACGCAGGGUCGCACGUUGGCAAUUGCGCAGGUAUGCGGCGGAUCGCAGUCGUUCAAUGCCGUCAACUCCCUGCGCAUGCUCGGCCGGUGGAUGCGCAUGUUCACCAUCCCGAACCAGUCGUCAAUUCCCAAAGCCUACACCCACUUCCCGGACGAGGGGCAGCCGGGUGAUCAACGACUACUGCCGAGUGGGAACCGGGACCGACUGGUGGACUGCAUGGAGGAGUUUGUCAAAUACACCAUCCUAAUGCGACCGCACCUGGAGCUGUUUGGGGACCGGUACAGUGAGCGGGAGGAGAAGCGGGUGAAGGACGAGAGGGUCCGCGUCGAACAACAUGUCUAG
Aspergillus aculeatinus CBS 121060 is the source of this 1356-nucleotide messenger RNA. Its product is annotated as arsenic resistance protein ArsH. The record is from RefSeq and is a predicted model, not a curated record. The transcript has 5 exons. Lineage: Eukaryota; Fungi; Ascomycota; Eurotiomycetes; Eurotiales; Aspergillaceae. Gene Ontology annotation, molecular function: oxidoreductase activity. Bases 1 to 1356 code for a protein of 451 amino acids.